AUGCAAAAGGGCCAAAGGGAAGCGACCGACGACGUCGUCAGGGUUCAGGGAUCGGAAGCCAGGUUGAGUUCAGAGACCUUCCGUGACUGCAACGCAUGCACAUUCUUCUCUCAGCUUCCUCGCUCCCUCACCCGUCGGUCUCUCCCUCUCCCUCUCGAUCCCCACGCGGACAGGACGGCGACGGCUGGCACGGCGGCUGCGGCCGGCUUCCUCCUCCUCCUCCUGCUCUCCCCCUCGCGUCGCGCCGUGCCGGCCGUGCCCGCGCCGCCGGCUCACGGCGCGAGGCGCUGCCGGGGCGCGACGGCGCCCCAAAGCUGCGGGGUGCGGCACCGCCCGUGGGCGCCGGUGGUGCCCGUCCGUGGCCACGGCGCGGCGCGAUUGGGCCCGUUGGUGGCCGCCGGCGUGGCUGCCCCCCGGCGAUGCCUCCUCCCUAUGCUCCGCAUGUGCUCAUGUGCUACCGGAAACCCUAGCUGCCUGUGCUGGACGUCGCGACCGCCCAGCGCCGACCCCACCCCCGGCGGUGGUGCCCUGCUCUCGCAUGGAGACGCUCGUCGGCGCCAGCAGCGAUGGCUGCGUGGACGACGAGGUUGUGCUAAAUCUCCUUUCUUUGGAAAGCAAUGGGGUUGCAGAGACAGUGACAUUGCGGUUGUGGACAGAUUUCAACAAGAGCACAACCGGUCCACCGAGCAACAAGAUGAUGAGCCUUAUCAAGGUUCAUGGGAGAUACUCUUUUUAGUUCCAGUAACUGAGCCUCCAUAUGUACAGCGCCGAUGCAGCCAGCUACCUUCGUAA
This is a messenger RNA of Miscanthus lutarioriparius, 792 nucleotides long. The record is from the annotation of a GenBank genome assembly. NCBI's taxonomy places the organism in Eukaryota, Viridiplantae, Streptophyta, Magnoliopsida, Poales, Poaceae.